Eurypyga helias (sunbittern) is the source of this 1578-nucleotide messenger RNA. Its product is annotated as follistatin-related protein 5-like. Lineage: Eukaryota; Metazoa; Chordata; Aves; Eurypygiformes; Eurypygidae. The transcript is spliced from 4 exons. The record is from RefSeq and is a predicted model, not a curated record. Gene Ontology annotation, biological process: regulation of BMP signaling pathway; cell differentiation; multicellular organism development. The annotation marks the transcript as partial. Gene Ontology annotation, molecular function: protein binding.
GAUGAAGUUUGUCCCAGAGAAGAUGGAGAUCUUGUUCAGCGGUGUGUAUGGGCAACUGCUGUUAAUGUAAAAGACAAGUUCAUUUAUGUAACUCAGCCCACACUUGACAGAGUUCUUAUUGUUGAUGUACAGUCUCAGAAAGUUGUACAGGCAGUAAGUACAGAUCCUGUUCCAGUGAAACUACACUAUGAUAAAUCACAUGAUCAAGUCUGGGUUCUGAGCUGGGGAAACAUGGAAAAGAAUUCACCAACUUUGCAGGUGAUAACACAAGCCAGUGGGAGCGUUUCUCAUCACACAAUCCAUACUCAGCCAGUAGGAAAGCAGUUUGACAGAGUGGAUGACUUUUUCAUUCCAGCUACAACCCUCAUCAUUACCCAUAUAAGGUUUGGAUUGAUUCUUCACAAAGAUGAGCCUGUUCUUCAGAAAAUUGAUCUAGAAACUAUGUCGUACAUCAAGACAAUUAGUUUAAAGGAUUAUAAUUGCAUUCCUCAUUCACUGGCUUAUACACACCUUGGAGGAUAUUUUUUUAUCUGCUGUAAGCCUGACACUACUGGGGCAGUCCUACCACAGCUUAUAGUGGAUAGUGUAACUGAUUCUGUGAUUGGAUAUAAUGGCAAUGUAACAGGCAUGCCAUAUAUCUCUCCAGAUGGACACUACCUUGUCAGCAUUGAUGAUGCAAAAGGUCUCAUGAGAAUCCAGUCCAUAACAAUGAAAGGAGAAAUCCAGGAUGCAUUUGACAUUCACACUAAUUUGCACAUAUCUGAUGUAGCUUUUCAGCCAUCAUUCACUGAAGCUCAUCAAUACAAUGUCUACUGUAGCUCCAGCACACAAACUGAUGUUCUCUUUGUGGAGCUCUCGUCUGGCAAGGUUAAGAUGGUGAAGAGUCUGAAGGAGCCUGUGAAGGCAGGCGAAUGGCCUUGGAACAGUAAGAACCGUCUUAUAAAAGACAGUGGCCUUUUUGGUCAGUAUCUCAUGACCCCUUCCAAGGAAUCUCUAUUUAUCCUGGAUGGACGGCUCAAUAAGUUAAAUUGUGAAAUCACUGAAGUUGAGAGAGGCAACACAGUAAUUUGGGUUGGAGAACCAUAAGGAUCUGUGUUAGAUAUUUGCCGAAUUAAUAGUUUUACAGUACAUUGCACUUAAAUGGCACCGUUCUUCAAAUUUAUACAAUUUUCAUUUUAAAUUGUUAGACCCUUCUAUAUCUGUUACUUCUUUGACUUGAACAUAAUUUGAAUCAUCUUCAACAUAAACAUUAGUAAAACAAUGGCUAUUUGAUAAUGGUAAUCCUUAUUAAUUAUCAUCUGAGAUUGUGUAGUUUGACUGAAAUUACAAAAUAUUUAAUUUGAUUAUAAAUAUCAUACAUUAUUUUAAAGGGAGUAGGAAAAACAACCCGAAAAAUCUUCAGGGAAUUUAAUAUCAUACUUUGCAUUUGUAAAUGGAAAACUUAAAUAUGAUUUAAAUUUUGGUAUGGUUUGCUUCAGACACAAAAUAAGAGCUGUUGUACAACCUUUGACUCCUUAAACAGAAAUGUUAUGUCCUCUCCUCCAAUCCACUGUUUAAUCUUUUUGUGCCUUGAAGCGA